Messenger RNA from Nematolebias whitei (Rio pearlfish), 1245 nucleotides. RefSeq names its product teleost multiple tissue opsin b (gene tmtopsb). Gene Ontology annotation, molecular function: G protein-coupled receptor activity. The record is from RefSeq and is a predicted model, not a curated record. NCBI's taxonomy places the organism in Eukaryota, Metazoa, Chordata, Actinopteri, Cyprinodontiformes, Rivulidae. Gene Ontology annotation, cellular component: photoreceptor outer segment; membrane. Gene Ontology annotation, biological process: visual perception; G protein-coupled receptor signaling pathway.
AUGGUUCUGGUCCAAACUCCGCGGCUCAGCCGCAUGAUCGUUUCAAACGCCAGCCCGAGCUGCGCGCGCUGUCACAGCGAAGUGACCACGGGACAGCAGGACUCGUCGCCCCCUCUGUCCCUGACCCCCACCGGGCACCUGGUGGUGGCGCUGUGCCUGGGCUUCAUCGGCGCCCUCGGCUUGCUCACCAACUUCCUGGUGCUCGCGCUGUUCUGCCGGUACCGGGCUCUGCGCACGCCCAUGAACCUGCUGCUGGUGAGCAUCUCUGUGAGCGACCUGCUGGUCAGCGUGCUGGGGACCCCGUUCAGCUUCGCCGCCAGCACCCAGGGGCGCUGGCUGAUCGGGCGCGCGGGAUGCGUUUGGUACGGGUUCAUUAACUCGUGUCUGGGUAUCGUCUCCCUGAUCUCCCUGGCGGUCCUAUCCUAUGAGCGUUACUGCACCAUGAUGGCGCCCACUAUCGCAGACGGCAGAGACUUCCGCCCGGCGUUUGGAGGAAUCUGCUUCUCCUGGCUCUACUCCGUGGCCUGGACUGUGCCCCCACUACUGGGCUGGAGCAAAUACGGACCCGAGGGCCCUGGCACUACAUGCUCAGUGGACUGGAAGACCCAGACGCCCAACAACAUUUCCUACAUCAUCAGCCUUUUCGUCUUCUGCCUGGCUCUGCCGUUCGCUGUAAUCGUCUACUCCUACGGCAAGCUGCUGCACGCCAUCAGACAGGUGCGCAGCGUGAGUUCAGUGGUGAACCGUCGCAGAGAGCAGCGGGUGUUGGUGAUGGUCGUCGUCAUGGUGAUGUGCUACCUCGGCUGCUGGCUGCCGUACGGAGUGGCAGCUCUGCUCGCCACCUUCGGGCCGCCUGACCUGCUGACCCCCGAGGCGAGCAUCACGCCGUCACUUCUGGCCAAGUGCUCCACCAUCAUCAACCCUUUUAUUUACAUAUUCAUGAACAAACAGUUCUCCAGAUGCUUCUGGGCGUUUAUCUGCUGCUCCAGUGCCGAGCGAGGCUCCAGACAAACAUUUUCACGGAUGACAAAGACGUUGCGCACCGUCCGCAAGGAGAAAGACCUUCAUGUGACCGUCCCUGCCCUGUCCACAGCCGUGCCCACGUCCAACUCUGUCCACGGUUCUUUGCAGGCAGCCAGUCACGUGGCUGCUUCUUCAACAAACCGAGCAGACGCUGCCUCUGAGGAGCCUGCUGCCGUCGACCGUACAACUAAAGUGAUUCUGGUGGCUUACUACAGGGAAUAA